CUAUAAUAUCCGAAGCGUACUCAUUUCCAGUUGAAAACUAUAUUCUAACCAAACGUUUAUUUUUGAGUGGGGAUUUUUAUUUUCGUCACCGCUUAUAUUCAAACAAGGGAAAAAGUAUCAUCGACACCGUCUACCGUGUUUCUAAUUUUCUUAAUUAAAUCUAAUUAAAUCAUUCGUAGUAAUUAUCUCAUGUUGAGGUGAACGUUACCGUUUGCGGAUAAGACAGGGCUACGAACAAGUCUGGUUUUUAGGGGUUCGUUCGACCCAACUCGACAAAACCAAAGCAAACAUUCCACUGUCCCAGAUUAAUUAUUUCAUUUGAUCAAAGCUUUAAAUCGUUAAUUGGUUUUUCCCUAUUUUACAGAAAAGGAGGAAAUGGCUUUUAAUCAACAACAAAUCAAUCAACGAACUUUCUUCAGCCUUCUCCACUCUUCAUUUGGACUUUAUACCAAACAUUCUACUGGUGAGUAGGAAAUAUAUCUACAUUGCAUCUGUUCCACACUUGUAAACGGAGGACUGUGAUAUCUAAGACAAGAAAUUGAACCACAAUAAAUUAACUCACAGACGUUUGUCAGCUUUUUAAGAAUUGCUCAAGAAAUAAUAUGGAGACCGUUGAUCACUUGGACACAAUUGUUUUGAACGAUACAGAUACAGAUAGAGAGACAGACGGGGAUGAGAAAACUGUUAAUGGUGAAGUAUUUACUAAAGAAAGAUCGAGACAGGGAAAUAUCACCGAAUAUAAAUGUGAUGUUUGUAGGAAGACAUUCCCUUCGGAGCAAGAAGUCUUUAAACACAAAGAAAUACACAAUAAGGAAAAAGCCUAUAAUUGUGAAAUAUGUGGGAAAUAUUUUGUCUCUGAAGAUGUCUUAACGAAACACAAACGGAUACACACUGGAGCAAGACUGUUUCAUUGUGAGAUCUGCGGGAAAUCAUUCAUUAACAAUUCUGAUCUUGUUCUACACACUCGUAGUCACACUGGGGAGAAACCAUUCAAGUGUGAAAUUUGUGCAAAAUCAUUUGUCUGUAAAAGUGUACUAAAAAUUCACGAAAGAAUCCACUCUGGAGGAAAAUUAUUUCAUUGUGAAAUUUGUCAGAAAUAUUUUUUAUCUAACAGUGAUUUAAACAGACAUAAACGAAUCCAUAGUGGUGAGAAACCGUUUAGUUGUGAGAUCUGCGGGAGAUCAUUUCUUAACAAUUCUGAUCUUGUUCUACACACACGUCGUCACACUGGGGAGAAACCAUUCAAGUGUGAAAUCUGUGCAAAAUCAUUUAUCUGUAAAAGUGAGCUAACAUUUCACAAAAGACUCCACACUGGAGAAAAAUUACUCCAUUGUGAAAUAUGUGGAAAAUCAUUUGCUGAUAAACCAUGCCUCGUUGAACACCAACGUAGUGACACUGGAGAAAAUCCCUACCGUUGUGAAGUGUGUGAGAAAUCUUUCUCCGAUAAUUCUCUUCUUGUUGUUCACAAACGAAGUCACGCUGAAGAGAAGCCUUUCCAUGAAAUAUUUGGGGAACCCUUCGUUGGUAACAGCCUCUUAAAUACGUGCAAAUUGAAUGACUCUGGACGAAAACUGCUUCGCUGUGAAAUAUGCAGGAAGUGUUUCACUCAAAAUUCUACUCUUGUCAGACAUCAGCAGAGUCACACUGGGGAAAAACCGUAUCGUUGUGAAAUAUGCGGCACAUUGUUUGCCUACAAUGGCAACUUAACAAAACACAAACGAAUCCAUUCAGGAGUGAAACCAUUUCGCUGUCAAAUCUGUGGGAAAACUUUCGUUUGUGGCAGUGACUUAACGAGGCAUGAACGACUGCAUACUGGGGAGAAACCUUUCCACUGUGAAAUAUGCGGAAAAUCUUUUUCUCAGAAUUCCCAUCUCAUAUGUCACAAACGUGGCCAUACUGGAGAAAAGCCUUUCCUCUGCGAAGUAUGUGGAAAAUCUUUUUUUCAGAGUUAUCAUCUUGUAAUUCACAAACGUGUCCACACAAGAGAAAAACUUUUCCACUGUGAAAUCUGCGGGACAUCGUUUGUGUCUAACAGUAUCUUAACGAAACACCAAAGAAGACAUAUAGGGGAGAAACCAUUUGGCUGUCAGAUAUGUGGGAAAUCUUUUAAUUAUAGCAGUAGCUUAACGAAGCAUAGAAGAAUCCAUACAGGGGAAAAACCUUUCCGCUGUGAAAUCUGUGGAAAAUCUUUUGCCACUAGCAGUAACUUAACACAACACAAAAGGAUUCACAGAGGAAGGAAAUCUCUUAACUGUGGAAUAUGAUAAAUCCUUUUCUGUGGAGAACAUUUUAACUUGGGGGAAAUAUGAUGGAAAUAAUUCUCAUUUCUCAUCAUUUCUUAUCUUUGAAUCUUGUUGAUCUCUUGUUUAGGAGAAGUUUUUUCUCCAAAAUAUUCUGGGCAUUCCUAUUUGUGAACUUGUGGAUAAUAAUAAUAAUAAUAAUAAUUGUGUACAGUGCUCAGGUGCACUACAACUCAUGUAUGUAUGUAUAAUCAGGUGUAGUUUCGGCGUAUUUCGGAAAGCAUGAGGGCCUUAAAGG
Octopus sinensis (East Asian common octopus) is the source of this 2538-nucleotide messenger RNA. RefSeq names its product zinc finger protein 420-like. Gene Ontology annotation, molecular function: DNA-binding transcription factor activity, RNA polymerase II-specific; RNA polymerase II cis-regulatory region sequence-specific DNA binding. Gene Ontology annotation, biological process: regulation of DNA-templated transcription. The transcript is spliced from 2 exons. The record is from RefSeq and is a predicted model, not a curated record. Bases 603 to 2264 code for a protein of 553 amino acids. NCBI's taxonomy places the organism in Eukaryota, Metazoa, Mollusca, Cephalopoda, Octopoda, Octopodidae.